AUGAAGAAAAUAAAAAUAUUUCAUGAAGUAUUGCUGAAAGCUGUGACUCUAAUGGAAAGUGUAUUCCGGCGCCCCGUGAAUACCGAUAGAAAUAUAAAUGCAUCAUUGUACUUUGGAAAUCUAGAUUCUCAAGUCAAUGAGCUUUUAUUGUACGAGUUGUUGAUUCAGGUUGCUCCAAUCAAAUCACUAAAUUUGCCAAAGGAUAAAAUUCUAAAAACGCACCAAGGUUAUGGCUUUGUAGAAUUCAAAAAUGUUAGAGACGCUGAAUAUGCCCUAAAUGUUCUUAGAGGAAUAAGGGUCUUCGGCAGAACGUUAAGAAUUAAGAGGGCAGAUCCUCAUAAAAAUCAGCUGGCUGUAAAUUCAGUUUCGUUAUCAGAAAAUACGGAUGACGUCGAUGUGGGGGCAAAACUUUUCAUUAAGAACUUGAACCCUUUAAUAGAUGAUCAGUUUCUCGCAGAGACUUUUUCAAAAUUUGGAAAGUUGAUCGUACCUCCUUCUAUUGUGAAAGACUCUGAUACCGGUGAGUCGAAAGGUUACGGUUUUCUUACUUAUAAUGACUUUAAAGUCAGUGACGAGGUUAUAAAAAGGAUGAAUGGAAUAAUGUUAAUGAAUUCAAAAAUAUCUAUAAGCUACGCUUUCAAGGAAGAUCCCAUUAAUGGUCAUAAAAAGCCUGUAAAACAUGGAGAUAAAGUCGAACGAUUAUUGGCAGAGAACGCCAGAUCAAACAACGUAUUGCCACUGACAAAUUCUGCUUACUCUAGAAAGCUGGGGAAGUUUGCUAAACCAAAGUAG
Molecule: messenger RNA, 792 nt
Organism: Priceomyces carsonii
Lineage: Eukaryota; Fungi; Ascomycota; Pichiomycetes; Serinales; Debaryomycetaceae
Product: U2 snRNP complex subunit
Exons: 1
Coding region: 1-792 (263 amino acids)
Biological process (GO): positive regulation of mRNA splicing, via spliceosome
Cellular component (GO): U2 snRNP; U12-type spliceosomal complex; nucleolus
Molecular function (GO): RNA binding
Source: RefSeq, a predicted model, not a curated record